AUGAGUAUCUCUGAGUCGUAUGGUAUCCGAGUUUCAAGCGGCCUCGAUGAGGUCAAUGACAUGCAUGUCGCACAUCACUUGGACAAGAGUCUAGUUUUGGCCCCUACCGACGUCGGAGUUCUGACUUUCUGCCUACAAUGCAAAUCAAAUGAAACAUCUCUCGUACUGAAGGACGACUCCAUGUCAGACUUUUUAUCUGUCAUUGGUCCAAGCGGCCGUGGGCCGUAUCAGUUGCAGACUUCGCCUGAAACUAGCCCAUUUGGCAUUGGUUCAAUGGUUUAUCAUGACUUUUGUAUGAAGGGUCUUGGUGAUGGCACUGGGGGCCAUACUCUGGAAAUUGCCGAUGAGGACAUAAAUGAAGGACACUGGAUGGCAUGGAAAGACCCAGAAGGCGAUGGCGAAUGGUCAGUAUAUUGGGUGACGCCUCUACCCUUCAACAUGGGUGAUUUGCCUGGAGCCGUCCCUAUCCAGUUAAUUCUUGAUAACAAGGCCUAA
Molecule: messenger RNA, 495 nt
Organism: Fusarium mangiferae
Lineage: Eukaryota; Fungi; Ascomycota; Sordariomycetes; Hypocreales; Nectriaceae
Exons: 2
Coding region: 1-495 (164 amino acids)
Source: RefSeq, a predicted model, not a curated record